AUGGGCAGCUCCGAUAGUAAUGUUGAGGACUUCGUGGACGCUGUUCAAUACGACAAUGAAGACGAAGUAGAGGAGUUUGAGCACUUGAAGCAUCUCCGCGAUGUUUAUGAGGUUGAAAACGAUGAGUUUGAGGAUACUACUGAGACAAUAGAAGAAAUUUACGAAGAGGAAAAAUCUUCAUGGAGAUUAUCGAGCCAGCAACUAACAGUUCCUUGCGAAAGGCACUGGGAGAUGACGACGGAAGAACGCUGGAACGCUCUUUAUUCACAUGAGGUUCUCCGAGCAAAUUCUCGCGUUUACGAGGGCAAAGCUGUUAUUAUUGGAGGUACAAUAACAGGUUGUGUGUCCAGAUUGGAGGCUAUUCGAACGACCAACCCGUUCGCAAUUUUGGCGGAGGAGGCAUCAGAAGUGAUGGAGCCUCUCCUUGUUUCAUGCUUUAGCUCAUCUACACGAAAACUGGAAAAGAUCGGAGAUCAUAUGCAGCUGCAGCCCGUCGAAUGCGCAAGAACAUCUGCGACCUCACUCGAAACUUUUACGUCGAGAUCACAACGAUUGAAGAUCACGAAACUUGUGGCUCAAAAGUCAUUGGAUGUAAGUCUAAAGGAAGCGUGCCGCUUCUUGAUUGAUGCAUGUGAAGGAGGCGGCCGCGAGGUUCCGGGCGUAUCACCACACGUAUUUUUCUGGACACAUUGUGGUUCCCACGAGCGAUCAUCGGUCGGUUUGUCCCGUGUAAACCAGCAGGAAGCAAAAAUGACGUGUAGGUUGGUGCAUUAUUUAGUUCAUUGUGGAGUGCCUCCUCAGUCAAUUGCUGUGCUCACUCCGUACAAAGGACAAUUGAUGCUCAUGAGGAGAAUGCUAAUGAACACGUACGGGCUAUGUAUGAAGACUAAAGGACGAGAUUCACGACCAGCUCCAUCUUGCAUUGUAUCAACGGUAGAUCGUUUUCAAGGCGAUGAAGCUGACAUUGUCGUUAUCUCACUCGUAAUUGAUGGCAAGUCUCGCACGCCUUUCGUGAAACUUCAAAAUCGGAUGCGUGAAACUUCAAAAUCGGAUGAUUGUCUUGCUGAGUCGAGCACGCUUGGGGAUGUAUGUUGUUGGAAAUGUCGAUUACUUCGGCGAGACUACACAUUGGCAGAAGACGUUGGGGCUUUUAAAGAAAGACGCACUGUUGCAAAAGAAGAGCGAGACUUGAAGCUUAGAUUUUGCACUGUAGUGUGCUCGGUAGACCUUGAAGACUACCACAGCUAUCGCAACUCUAUCAAAUGUGACGGACACAGAAGAAAGCCUGACGUAGAGAAACACAAUCAACAGUGUCAUGUGAAGGUCGAGUCGCCUUGCAGUCGUCACCCUCGAGAACUGGUGUGCUCCAAUGUGACGGCUUCUGCGCGAGGAAUGUACAUUGAUAAAGCUCUGGAGAAUGAAAUCGUGGCAGGACGGAGGUCAUGGUUGGUGUGCAACAAAGAGGCUAUCGCACCGCACGAGUACUCGGAGUGCAAACGCGUUCUGAAAUGCACGUGCAGCGAGUUUGAUCGAUACACGAAAAAGCUUGCGCCCUUAUGCAUUGAAAAGGUUGAGUUCACACCGCCUUGUCAGCACACGAUAUCACUAUCAUGUCACGACCGUCAGGACUGCGCCAGCGGAAUGCGUAAGUUUGUAUGCAAGGAGAAAGUCAGGAUGUCAUUGCCUCGAUGCAGCCACGAGAUGGCUGCGUCUUGCUCGACAGCAGAAACGCUAAAGAAAUGGUCUGGCGAGUCGUGCGCGACAAUUGGCGUCGUCCAAGAAGGCAACACAUGUGAGCGGGCAUUUGAGCUUGCGCAGAGUCCGUCGCGCGGCCAGGAACAAGUUGUGUUGACGAAUCCGGAAUGCGGUCAUGAAUACUCUACGACGUGUUUUGAAGGAAAAAGACUCCAGGAAAAGGUCGCACAAUGGUCGAAGAAGAUGGAAGAUGUUGAUCCGUUGGAAAUUGUGCAAGAGGGUGAUGCUAGCAAGUAUCGUAAUUGCGAGCUCAAUAUCCAAUGCAGUCGUGAAGUGGUGUACAUUCGUGCCUGUGGUCACAAGGCAAACAUGAAAUGCAGUGAGGCGCGACACAUCACGACAUUUUGCGACGAGACCGUGACAGUGGAGCAUCCAAUCUGUGGACACCUAUCGCAGUUGCAAUGUAAUUUGAAGAAGCAUGUAAAUGCGUGGCAGCCGUGGCAGGAUCAGACUUCAUCAAUCAAGCUGCUACAAGAAGACAGUGUUGUUGAAGACACUUUAUCAUGCCUGGGUCUUUUCCGGGUGUACUAUAAUUCAUACUGA
Molecule: messenger RNA, 2298 nt
Organism: Peronospora belbahrii
Lineage: Eukaryota; Oomycota; Peronosporomycetes; Peronosporales; Peronosporaceae
Source: the annotation of a GenBank genome assembly